Messenger RNA from Hymenoscyphus albidus, 1167 nucleotides. Lineage: Eukaryota; Fungi; Ascomycota; Leotiomycetes; Helotiales; Helotiaceae. The record is from the annotation of a GenBank genome assembly.
AUGUUCUCAACAUCCCAAAUUCUCGUCAUCCUUCUUGCGGCCGUCAAUUUCUCUUUGGCUCUCCCUCACCCAGCUCCUGAAUCAAGUGCAAACCCACACUGGAAACAAAUCGGACGUUUAUUACGAAGCCGAGCAACAACUCAAGAAUAUGUGGCAUACUCUGUUGCUGGUAUCAACCAAUUGCAAACUUGGUAUUCCGCCGCAACUGGUUUGUGGGGAAAUUUGUGGUGGCCAUCUGCGAAUGUAGUCACCAUGAUGGCCGAUUUCGAAGAAUAUUUCCCUCACAUGGUAGAGCCAACCACACGUCUUGUCUAUCCAACAACUCUCAAAAUGGCACCUAUUUCCAGCGGUUUCGCCGGAUUUCUUAAUGGUUCUACGAUGAUGACUUGUGGUGGGCUCUUGCAUGGAUCAAAGUUUACGAUGUCACCAAAGAUGAUCACUACCUCGACGUGGCGGCGCAAAUCUUUGAAGAUUCCAAAAGUGUUUGGGGUCAAGCAACUUGUGGUGGAUUAUGGUAUGUUAUCCUCAUUCAUAUAUUGACCACGCGUCUGACAUUAAAUCAGGUGGGAUAAAGCGGAAAUCCAAAACGGAGCUGUAGAAAACGAACUUUACAUCACUACAGCUGCCAAACUUGCCAACCGUCGCCCAACAACUCCAUCUCCAGGUUAUUACUACCAAGAAGCCGUCAAAACGUACGAUUGGUUUAUUAAAUUCGGCUUGAUCAACAAAGACAACCUGAUCAACAACGGUCUCAACUUACAAACCUGCAAAAACGAUGGCAAUCCUGUCUUCUCCUACAAUCAAGGAAUCAUUCUCUCCGGUCUCGCUGAGCUUUCCUGGGCCUUGGCUGGUAUUAAGGAGCUUACUGACGAGAACGGUAUCCUGCACGAGAAAUGUGAGGCUACCAAGUCCUGCAAUGCAGACAUGGAACAAUUCAAGGGUGUCUUUGGACGCAACAUCCAGUAUCUCGUCAAUCGCGCUGCCAUUCCGGCCGAGACUCGCAAUACUUAUAAAACCUUCCUACAAAAGAACGCAGACAGCAUCUGGGCCCACGAUAAUGUCUCGAAUCAACUCGGCUUGGUAUGGAGCGGUCCUGACUCGAAAGCAACAGUGCAGACUCAAUCUUCCGCACUGGAUGCCAUCGUGGGUGCUGCAUGUGUUUCAUAA